Messenger RNA from Xylona heveae TC161, 651 nucleotides. RefSeq lists its product as hypothetical. The transcript is spliced from 3 exons. Gene Ontology annotation, molecular function: zinc ion binding. The record is from RefSeq and is a predicted model, not a curated record. Bases 1 to 651 code for a protein of 216 amino acids. NCBI's taxonomy places the organism in Eukaryota, Fungi, Ascomycota, Xylonomycetes, Xylonales, Xylonaceae.
AUGUCUGCUCCAUACGAGAAAGCAACUGUGCAAGAAAACGCCGUACCCGUCCAGCACGUUCAGGCGUAUCCCCAGUCUCCAGAAAUGGCACAGCCGCCUCAGUAUGCGGCUCCUGGUGUGCAGCCGCAGCAGCCUUAUUAUGGCACUCCUCCAGCGGUUGCCGGCUCUCCGCCCCCUCAGCACAUGGGUAUGCAACAACCAUACGGUAGCCCUAUGCAACCACAGCAGCCUGGUUACUUUACACAAGUAGCCCCAGGACAGCCUCAGUCCCCGCCACUUCAACAGCAGUAUACACAAUCUCCUGUCGGUGCAAUCUCGCCGGCGCCACAGCAGCAGCAGCAACAGCAACAACAGCAAAACUCAAAUGAAAAAACGUACAAAAACGCUACUCCCCUCGCUGUUCUUGGCCGUAGCGCAGCUCCCGUCGACUGCCCUGCGUGUGGAAAUCGUUGCAUGACCAGAAUCACAUACAAGACCGGCAACACCACACACGCUUGGGCUUUUGCUCUCUGCUGUCUCACUGGCCUCUUCUGCUUCGUCCCAUAUCUGAUGAAUGGAUUCAAGGAUGUUGACCAUCACUGUGGUAGUUGUGGUGUCUUGCUUGCCACCUGGCAUAAGAGCGGCACCGUAGACGUUCAUCAGUAUUCUUAA